Messenger RNA from Paramecium sonneborni, 264 nucleotides. Lineage: Eukaryota; Ciliophora; Oligohymenophorea; Peniculida; Parameciidae. The record is from the annotation of a GenBank genome assembly.
AUGAUUGCUUCAUGUAAAAGUUAAAUUAAAGUGUUUGAAUUUAAGUCAGGAAUGUUCAAAUAUGUGGAAAUUUUAAGUGAACAUAGUUAAAAUGUUUAUACUUUAAAUUUUAUGAAGAGAUCAGAUCAAUUUAUAUCUGGAAGUGAAGAUAAAUCAAUUAUAAUAUGGAUAAGAAAUCAAAAUAAUAAAUGGAUUUCCUAGUAGAAAUUGAAUGGACAUGCAGGUGAUAUCUAUUGUUUACUAUUAAAUAAUAAUGAAAUCUGA